This is a messenger RNA of Dermacentor albipictus, 1350 nucleotides long. RefSeq lists its product as uncharacterized. Lineage: Eukaryota; Metazoa; Arthropoda; Arachnida; Ixodida; Ixodidae. The record is from RefSeq and is a predicted model, not a curated record.
GUAGCCAUAAUGGAGCCACGAAAUGAGUUGCUUGGACACCCGAAAGAAAUGACCCGUCGGGCAGGCUUCUUCAGUCGUUUGCCGGAACUCUUUCAGUGGUUUGACGUGGACUUGGCAGUCCUAACAUUCUUCAUAGUUGCCGGGACAAUGUACGGCCUUUUAAAGUUCUUCGGCACGAAAACCUACCCACAAAUUCAAAUUCCGGCGCAAAGGGAGCAUACUCCAAAGAGCUUCUAUGACGCGGACGAAAUCUCGGGAUACAGCUAUAACAUAGUGCCGGACAUAUUGCACUUAGUAAGGUACAAUUCGCCCAAUGUGGAGUUCAUUGACGUGGUGACCUUCCGCUCCAUGUAUUUGAACCAUCGGCCCGAGAAGAUAUACGUUCACUGCAGUCCUUGCGGCUUUGAAGGGAACUACACUCGCUUUCUGGAAGGCAUCAACUUCACCUUCAUCCCCGCAGUUUUUCCCAAGGAGGUUUUUGGCAUACCUAUAAAGGAACCUCACCACGCUACCGACGUGGUCCGCAUCAGAGCUCUGAUGAAGUACGGAGGCUACUACUUUGACCGAGACGUGUUCGUGAUGCAAUCUCUGCGACGCUUCCUCCGAUACGAGGCAACCCUAAACUUUGAGUACGGGUUUAACAUGGGAAACAUGAUGAUGUUCUUUCACAAGGAUUCGCGCUUUCUUCGUCUCUACAUGGACAGCUACCGCGGGUUUAACAACUCGAAUUGGUACUACAACGCUGGCGAGCUGCCCGCCCAGGUUCUGCUCCAACCACAUUCGCAUCUCGUCCAUCGUCCGCACUACGGCCUGGAAAGCGGACUGGACAAGCUGGGCGCCCUGUACGAGCCACACGGGUACCCGUAUUGGCGGAACGUUUUUGCCAUACAUCUCCUGUGGCGUAGCCGCUGGGGGUUGGCGUCCGAUGCGGCGCACGGAGUCACCUUGAACGAAACGAACAUCCGAGACGUCGACAAUGCCUUUGGAGAGAUGGCGCGCUCGGUUCUGUUCGGAACCUCCGCCUUCGUGCCACCGGAGGCCCCCGUGCUGAGCGUCGCCGAGCUCGCGGCUAGAAAGGACCGGGGCGAGGACCUGACCAGCAUGCGCCCAGGAAAUGAGCGGCCAUUUUUUCACCCUGUGAUAAACACCACCAAGUUUAAACGCCACCACUGACGCAAGCUCACAUGGAGAUUGUUUACGGGGUGCUCCUAAGUUGUGAAUUAAUUUCAAAACUUAAAAAAAGUGUUCUGGUUUACCGAACAGGGCCAUCGUGCCUGGGCUGAAAUGCUGCGAUGUAUAGUGCAUAAAAUGGUUGAUGGAGUUUUUGCAGCGACAACUGCUAGUGGUUGA